Messenger RNA from Dichomitus squalens LYAD-421 SS1, 1128 nucleotides. RefSeq lists its product as uncharacterized. The record is from RefSeq and is a predicted model, not a curated record. Lineage: Eukaryota; Fungi; Basidiomycota; Agaricomycetes; Polyporales; Polyporaceae. The transcript is spliced from 5 exons. The coding region runs from base 14 to 883 and encodes 289 amino acids.
GCCGCUGCCCUCAAUGCUCUCGCGCCUCGUUCUGCAACGUGUAUCUCCGCAUGUGUUUGCGUGCAAUGUCCCCACAGGAGGGUUGCGUAUGGCGCUUGCUACGCGCCAGCAGGCGGUCGUGCGGACGUUCUUGACGACAGCUCAUGUCUCCGAACCCGUCGCCAGUGACUCGGAGAGCCCCAAGGCCAAGAAAUCCACCACGAAGAGGUCCAGUGCCACCAAGACAGGAACGAAGAAGGCGGCGACGAAGAAACCCAAGGCGAAGGCUAAGCCCAAGAAAGUAGAGUCAGACGACCCCGAGGAUCGCCUCAAGGGCCCUCUCAAAUCCAUCAAGCUCAAGAAGGAGGACCUCCCACCCCCAAAGCCGGCCACGUCCUUCUUCCUCUUCAUACGCGAGCAAUACGAACGCAAGGAGAACGUCCGCACCGGGGUCGGCGCUGCAUCAAACUCGUCGGAAAUUGCAGCGCGCUGGAAGGAGCUUUCUGACACCGAGAAGCAGCCUUACCGUGAAAAGGCCGCGGCUCUGAAAGCGGAGUACGAGGCAGCCCGUGCGCGGUGGUUCGAAAAUGCGGACCCGCGUCUCAUCAGGGCAAUCAACGCGCAGCGGAAGGCCAAGAACAGGCUCAAGAUUCACUCGCCCCUCGGCUCCGACCCCCGCAGGCCCCUCCCGGCUUUCAUACAGUACAUGAGGGAGAUCCACGACACGCUCGACGUAUCCAUCGACCGACAUGCCAACACCCAGGGGUAUCUCGCGGCGCUUGGCAAGGCUGCGUCCGAGAAGUGGAAAGCGCUCCCUGAGGAGGAGAGACAGCGGUACCGCGACGAAUAUGUCACCAAGCAGAAAGAGUACGAGGAGCUGCGUGCACAGGAGAAGUCGGCUUAACUCUAUAAUACCGGUCCUGGCUGUCUUCUUUUGGUUCUCUCCCUCCGUUUGCAGCCGGUCAACCGGGCUCUUUUGCUGUUCUGUGAUUCAGAGACACGUAUCAAAUACUAAUGACGCUUCGCGCUGUCUCCCCUGCGCUCAUUCUUGCACCUCACUCCUAGCCAUACGUUUCGUGGAUGUCUAUGCUUAAUUCGCAGUGGCAUCUCUGUACAUCAUUGCACCUAUCGCCAUUCAUUCAAUAUUUU